This is a messenger RNA of Cetraspora pellucida, 122 nucleotides long. The record is from the annotation of a GenBank genome assembly. Lineage: Eukaryota; Fungi; Glomeromycota; Glomeromycetes; Diversisporales; Gigasporaceae.
AGCCAUCUGCACCACUUUUUGACACUAAUCCACUUGGCGCGAUGCAUCAAAAUCUCUCAGUGCAAGAUGACAACGUUCUUAAGGAUAAGAGAAAAGAAGGUUUUUUAAAAAAAAAUUUGUAG